This is a messenger RNA of Penicillium odoratum, 963 nucleotides long. RefSeq lists its product as uncharacterized. NCBI's taxonomy places the organism in Eukaryota, Fungi, Ascomycota, Eurotiomycetes, Eurotiales, Aspergillaceae. The record is from RefSeq and is a predicted model, not a curated record. The transcript has a single exon. Bases 1 to 963 code for a protein of 320 amino acids.
AUGUCCUCAUUCAGUGAAGCCAGCCCUGGCAACUGGAUCAUCGGUAGCUAUACCGGCGACAGUAUUGGGGUUCGCAUCACGCUGGCUACCUUUGUGGGCGUCGCGUGGUACAAUGUGAUUGAGUUGAUCGUACUCAUCUUCCUCACAUUUAAACGCUAUCAAGGCCCUUACUUUUGGAGUAUGCUGAUUUCAUCCUUUGGUAUUUUACCUUACUCGAUCGGUUAUCUGAUGAAGUUCUUCGCUUUGACCUCCGCCACCUGGCUGCCCGUCACUUUGCUCACAGUGGGUUGGUGGACCAUGGUGACCGGCCAAUCAUUCGUCUUGUACUCCCGCCUGCAUUUGGUCCUCGAAAACCUGCGCCUCCUGCGCCUGGUCAAGGGCAUGAUUAUUAUGAAUAUUUUCUUACUUCAUAUCCCGACCACCGUGCUCACCUUUGCCGCCAACUUCUCCAAUUCCCAAGCAUCGAUCGCAGGGUACGACAUAAUGGAGAAAAUCCAACUGACUGGGUUCUGCGUCCAGGAGGUCAUCAUUUCCAGCUUGUACAUGUGGGAGACCAAUCGCAUGUUGAAAAUGAAUCCUGAUCGCGGUAGUCGUAGGACCAUCCUGCAGCUGCUCGCCGUCAACGUCUCCUGUGUACUAAUGGAUAUUGCGUUGAUGGCCAUCGAAUUCAUGAACUUUUAUAUCUACCAAACUACUCUCAAGGCGACCCUUUACAGCAUCAAGCUGAAGCUGGAAAUCGCCGUUCUUGGCAAAUUGGUCAAUAUUGCCCAUCAGCAUCUUUGGCAAUCACCUGGCCUGGAGCGUGGCCGCUAUCCUUCAUUUGUCGACCCUUCCCAGAUUCCCGAUUUCAACUACAAUGACUACAAUAACCCUGAAUCAUUGCCAACGAGCCAGGGAACGAGCCAGGGCGGGUUUAAGGGGCGUUCGACUGGGCUUGAGGCAAUCGACUACGAUGAAUCAUGA